AUGUCUUCCUCGUCAUCGGCCAGACCUGCUUUCAAAGGCUCCACCUCUGCUAGAUUUGUCAAGAAUGACAGCAAACGAUCCACGUACCAGACAAGUCAGUAUAGAGCACGGCAGCACCAAGAACCCGAAGAUCCAUACAAAGCAAACAAUCCUAUGCUUACAGACUCAAUUCAGAAGAAAGACUUGGUUGCCAGGAUAGAUCAAAUGGACUCGCUAAUGGGAUUUGACCGUUUUGAACAUGGAGAAAAUGACGGAAAUAAACCACGUAAAGGUUGGUUGAUCAACAUGCAUGCCACUACAAUACCCAGUGAUGGUUAUUUGACGGAGUAUUCUGGAGUUGACUACUACUUUUUGGAUGAAGAAGGGGGCAGUUUCAAAGCAACAUUGCAAUACGAUCCGUAUUUCUUUAUUGAAACGGUUGCAAAUGGACACGAAUCGGAAGUUGAAGAGUGGAUGAGGAAAUUCUUGGAACUGUGUAAUGUCAAGAGUUUUGGACGUGUUACAAAGGAGGACUUGUCACUACCGAAUCACUUGCUUGGGUUGAAAAAGAAUUUGAUUAAAUUGAGUUUCCAUAAUGUCCAAGACUUGUUAUCAGCAAGAAGAUUGCUUACCCCUGUAAUCAAAGAUAAUCAAAUGAAUCGAGAAUCAAGGGAUGUGUUCAAUUAUAGCAAUGACGUUGAUGCAUCUGACCCGUCGCAGCUAAUCAGUGACAUAAAGGAGUAUGACGUCCCCUAUCAUGUCAGAGUAUCCAUUGAUAAACAAGUGCGUGUGGGUAAAUGGUACCACGUUUAUGCCAAACACUCUAAAGUCGACAUUAUCGAGGAUAAGGAGAAAGUUGUGUUUCCAGAUCCGGUUGUGUUGGCAUUUGAUAUCGAAACCACCAAAGCACCGUUGAAGUUCCCUGAUGCCAAGAUCGACCAAGUAAUGAUGAUUUCAUACAUGAUUGAUGGAGAGGGUUUUCUUAUAACCAAUAGAGAGAUCAUUUCAGAAGAUAUUGAAGAUUUCGAGUACACUCCCAAGCCUGAAUAUCCAGGACUAUUUACGAUUUUCAACGAACAGGAUGAGAAACACGUUUUGAUGAGGUUUUUUGAACACAUCAGAGAUGCAAGACCUACUGUUAUAGCCACAUUCAAUGGUGAUUUUUUUGAUUGGCCAUUUGUUGAAAAUAGAGCUCGAGUGCAUGACUUGGACAUGUUUGAUGAAAUUGGGUUUGCCAAAGAUAAUGAAGGUGAAUACAAGUCGAAAUAUUGUGUGCAUAUGGACUGUUUUAGAUGGGUGAAGAGAGACUCGUACUUGCCUCAAGGAUCACAAGGUUUGAAAGCCGUCACUACUGCCAAGUUGGGUUACAACCCAACCGAGUUGGACCCGGAAUUAAUGACACCGUAUGCUUACGAAAAACCACAAUUGUUGUCGGAGUAUUCGGUUUCCGACGCUGUUGCAACUUACUACCUCUAUUACAAGUACGUCCAUCCAUUCAUUUUUUCGUUGUGUACCAUCAUCCCAUUGAAUCCAGAUGAAGUUUUGCGGAAAGGUACUGGAACCUUGUGUGAAAUGUUGCUAUCAGUUCAAGCAUACGAAAAUAACAUUUUGUUACCUAAUAAACACUCAGAACCAAUUGAGAGAUUUUAUGACGGUCACCUUUUGGAGUCGGAGACAUAUGUCGGUGGCCAUGUUGAGUCAUUGGAAGCAGGUGUUUUUCGAAGUGAUAUUGAGACCGACUUUAAAAUAGAUCCAACGGCUAUUGACGAGUUGUUGGGCAGCCUACACAACUCUAUCAAGUUCUGCAUUGAGGUUGAAAAUGGCAAGAAGAUGGAAGAUGUGGAAAAUUUUGAGGAGGUUUAUAAUGAAAUCAAGGAGACAUUAUUGGACAUGAAGCAUAACCCAGUGAGAAAAGAAGUUCCAUUGAUUUACCAUGUGGAUGUAGCAUCAAUGUACCCCAACAUCAUGACUUCUAAUCGUUUACAACCGGAUUCCAUGAAAUCAGAAGAGGACUGUGCUGCAUGUGAUUUCAACCGACCAGGUAAAAAUUGUGAUAGGAGACUCCCUUGGUCUUGGAGAGGUGAAUAUUAUCCAGCAGAGAUGAAUGAGUACAAUAUGAUGAAGAGAACGUUGCAAAAUGAACAAUUCCCGGGACAGAAACCUUGGUUGCCGCCCAGGACAUUUGAUGAGCUUACAUAUGCUGAGCAGGCAUCGGCGAUUAAGAAAAGAGUUAGUGAUUAUUCAAGAAAAGUGUAUCACAGGGUGAAGCAGAGUCAAGUGGUGACUAGAGAGGCUAUCAUUUGUCAAAGAGAGAAUCCGUUUUACGUUGAUACUGUGAGAAGCUUCAGAGAUAGAAGAUAUGAGUUUAAAGGAUUGGCGAAAGUUUGGAAGGGGAAAGUCAAUAAAAUUGACAGCAAUGAUAAAGCAGCAAGGGACGAUGCCAACAAAAUGGUGGUGUUGUACGAUUCCUUACAAUUAGCACACAAGGUCAUUUUGAACUCGUUUUACGGAUAUGUUAUGAGAAAAGGUUCGAGAUGGUACUCGAUGGAGAUGGCAGGUGUUACUUGUUUGACUGGUGCCACAAUCAUUCAAAUGGCUAGAGCUUUGGUUGAGCGUAUUGGUAGACCUUUGGAGUUGGAUACUGAUGGUAUUUGGUGUAUUUUACCCAAGAGCUUCCCCGAGAAUUUUAAUUUGAAAUGCAAAGAUGGCAAAAAGAUCUUUUUGGAGUAUCCGUGCUCCAUGUUGAAUUAUUUGGUUCAUGAAAGGUUCACCAACCACCAGUAUCAAGACUUGGCUGAUCCGGAUACGUUCAAGUACAAGACAAGAUCCGACAAUUCUAUCUUUUUUGAAGUCGAUGGUCCUUACAAAGCAAUGAUUUUGCCAACUUCAAAGGAAGAGGGCAAGGGUUUGAAGAAAAGAUAUGCCGUGUUCAAUGAUGAUGGAUCCUUGGCUGAAUUGAAGGGGUUCGAAUUGAAGAGAAGAGGUGAACUUCAAUUGAUCAAAAACUUCCAGUCUGAUAUAUUCAAGUUGUUUUUGGAAGGUGACAGCUUGGAAUCAUGUUACCAAGCCGUGGCUACUGUGGCCAACAACUGGCUUGACGUGUUGGAUACAAAAGGUGGAAUGUUGGAGGAUGAGGAUCUCAUCGAGCUUAUUUGUGAAAACAGAAGUAUGUCAAAGAGUUUGGCUGAGUAUGGGGAUCAAAAAUCCACAUCAAUCACCACUGCAAGACGGUUGGGUGAGUUUUUAGGGGAAGAAAUGGUUAAGGAUGCAGGGUUGGCCACAAAGUAUAUCAUCAGUGCAAAGCCUAUUGGUGCCCCCGUCACUGAGCGAGCAAUACCAGUAUCAAUCUUUUCAUCUGAAAAGAAGGAGAUUUUCAUGAAGAAAUGGCUCAAAGAUCCAUCAUUGAAUAAAUUCAGUCCGAGGGAUGUGAUUGACUGGGAUUACUACUAUGAGAGAUUGGCGUCGGUGGUGCAAAAAAUCAUCACAAUUCCUGCUGCAUUGCAAAACGUCAAGAACCCAGUGCCACGAGUACCCCACCCUGAUUGGUUGAGAAAACGAGUUGAGAACAGAGAAAGCUCGAAACAGCAAAAGUCGAUUGCCCAGUUCUUCAAUGCGGGAACCAAGGAUGAAAGCAAGGUGCAGGACAUUGAAGAUUUUGGUGAAAUUGAUACUGGUGCAGUCAAGGCUAAAAUGAGUACAGUUCGGUUGAAAAAAAGGAAAGCAGGAAGAGCUAAUUUGGUGUAUGACUCCGAAGAAGAAGAAAAGAACCAAGCCAUUUUAAACGGAACGUGUCCUGAUAUGACACAAGAUUAUGCGGGGUUUUUGCAGUUCCAAAAGGCGAAAUGGACAAUGCAAGCAUCAGGUAGAGAAAGAAGGCGUAAGCUUUUUGGCUCGCAAGCUCAAAGCGCUCAAAGGUCAACUGUUGGUGGUAUGAUGAGAAAGCAAGCAGAAAACAUUGCUGGAAGUAAUUGGGAAAUUCUAGAGUAUAAGGAGGAUCCUAUGAAGCCAGGUGAUUUGAAAGUGUAUGUUUCUGCAGGAGAGAAAAUACACACCUUCAAUUUCCAUGUGCCAAAGAGAAUUUAUGCUUCGUUCAAGAGUCCACUCACUUCAAAACAGGCUAUACUUGGUUGUGAAAUUGAAAAAUCAAAUGCCAUUUUACCAAAUUCACACGAUGCUACAAACUUGUACAAAUUCACCAUGCCUCAAUCCGUGUAUCAAGAUCAGAUAGCUGAUGUUGAUAGUGUAUUUCAAAGCUCAAACAUUUUGGGUAUUUAUGAAGCAAAUGUUGAACCGGUUGAGCGUGCAGUCAUUGAUUUGGGAAAUACUGUCAGGUUCGAUGACACCAAAGUUGGAGCGCUUGGUAAGGGUUUGAAAAAUGGGUUCAACGUUAAAGAGUUGUUGAAGGUGGAAAAUGAUACCUACUUGAACAAAUUUGAUAUGGAUGUGGUUUACCUUCUUCAUAUUGUGACCAAUAGUUACGAAUACUAUACGAUUUUCAAAUCUUGGGAUAAUCAAAGCACCAUGCUUGUUUUGAAACCGACGGCAAAUGCCCAGGAAUUGCCAAACAAUAUUUCCAAAAUCUAUGGAGAAGUGUUUGACACAAAGAGGGAAAAGUUGAAGAAGAUGUCGCAAAUAAUCGACUACCCGGAUGAAAUGGCGUUUGAAGUGCUGUACUAUCACGAUAAAUUGAAGUUGUUGAAGAAAUUGAAUCAAACCAUUGGCAAGAUUCAUGAAAGUCGAAGCAAUAAGGCAUUGUUAGCAAUACAAUCACCAUACAUCACAAAGAUUAUCCCUCUCUUGACUGCAACUUUGGAAUUCCCAACCAUCAAAAUGUCAAUUAGCGAACUCACGCUUCCGGCGAUUGGAUGGCAAGUGUUGAUUUCGAAGCGAGUGAUGAAUCACUAUUUUGCAUUGGGCUCAUGGAUUAAGAACAUGAUUGCAUUGUCCAAGUAUGGACGGGUCCCACUUUGUAAUCUACAAAUUGAAAAAGUUGGGUACUUGAUUGAUGUGGAGUAUGCUCGGAGAUUAACUGAAAACAAUAUUGUACUUUGGUGGUCGCCAAACCCAUUACCUGAUCAUGGAGGGUUUGAAAUGGACAGAGUGAUUAGUCCAGAGUCGUUGGAGUUCCCUGUAAUCAAUAAUCCUGAGAUUUAUGAGACUGCAUGUUUAGAAGUUGAAAUCGGCACUUUGACAAUCAACACCAUUUUGACUAGUGCUUUGAUCAAUGAAGCUGAAGGGACUGAUUUGGCUGAAGAUGGGGUUCAAUUUGAUAGCAAUAAUGGUGCUUCGACUUUUGCCGAAGAUUCAUUCUCGUCGCCAGCACUAUCCAUAUUGCGAAGUAUGGUCAAAGAUUGGUGGGAUGAUGCUCUUGGAAACAAUGUGAAUGCUGACUUUGUCAUGAGUGCAUUGAUAACGUGGGUUCAAAAGAAAGAUUCAUUCUUGUACGACCCUUCAUUGCAUUACCAUGUGCACAACUUGAGUUCAAAAGCAUUGUUGCAAUUGGUUAGCGAGUUCAAGAGGAUGGGAGCACAAGUUGUAUUUGCCAAUAGGGCCAAGAUGUUGAUUCAAACAUCUAAAGUAUCCGUGGAAAACUCGUUUGCUUAUGGACAGUACAUCUUGAAGGCAGCUCGAUCCAAGCCACUUUACAAUUUCCUCGACUUGAAAAUUGUCAAAUACUGGGACAUCUUGAUAUGGAUGGACGAAUUCAAUUAUGGUGGAAGGAGCUGUGCUGAAAUUACUAGUGAAGAAACUCAAGACCUUGUUGUGGAGAAUUACUGGCAAAUAAAGAAGUUUCUUCCAAUUGUUUUCCAAAAUGAAUUUGAGGAUUGGAUAUUCAUCUUUUUGGAUGCAUUGUCUCAGUACAAGAUGAAAAAUUUGACAGGCAGUGGUACUCAAUCAGGCACGCCUAGGGUUACACAAAUACUCCACAUAUUGAAUGGACAAAAGAAGUUGCAGCAAACGCAAGAGAUGCAAGAGGCUGAUGAUAUUGAUAAUGGAGUGAUUGAAAUUUUUAGAAAACCGUUGCAAAAGAGGAUUGACAAGUUGUAUCGUAAACAAAUUGACUCGAUCAUCAACCCAGAGUUUAAAAAGGAGUAUGAGUUUCCUACAUUGCCCGGAUCGCAUUUGCAUAUGAAGAAUCCAGUUUUGGAAUUGGUUAAAUUCAUUUGUGCCGUGUUCAGUUUAUCUAAAAAGCGGAAUAUUGAAGUACGUUUAUUGAAGAAGGAGUUGCUACAAGUCUUUGAUGUCAAGGAGUUUAGUUCACAGGCUAAUUUCGUCAAUCCAAGCACGUCGUUGAAAUUGCCACAUGUCAUAUGUGAUUACUGCAAUCAUAUCAGAGAUGUUGAUUUGUGUCGAGACGAGGAAAACAAUGUUUGGAAUUGUACAGCAUGUCAUCGCCCUUACAACAAGAUUGCAUUGGAAGAAGAAACCAUUGCCGUUUUGAUGAAGUUGUUUACUGAUUUUUACAGUCAAGAUUUGAAAUGUGAGAAAUGUGGGUCCAUAAGACAGGGCAAUUUGGAUUUGUUUUGUACUUGCUCUGGUAACUGGGUUGAGACUGUUGAUCACAAUAAGGUCGACCAACGUGUACAAGUAUUUGCCAAUGUUGGUAAUUUUUACAACAUGCAGCUUUUGAAAGGCGCAUUGGAGGAGUUGGUGUAG
Molecule: messenger RNA, 6636 nt
Organism: Lodderomyces theae
Lineage: Eukaryota; Fungi; Ascomycota; Pichiomycetes; Serinales; Debaryomycetaceae
Gene: POL2
Product: DNA polymerase epsilon catalytic subunit
Exons: 1
Coding region: 1-6636 (2211 amino acids)
Biological process (GO): DNA replication; leading strand elongation; base-excision repair, gap-filling
Cellular component (GO): epsilon DNA polymerase complex; nucleus
Molecular function (GO): single-stranded DNA 3'-5' DNA exonuclease activity; zinc ion binding; DNA binding
Source: RefSeq, a predicted model, not a curated record